Molecule: messenger RNA, 720 nt
Organism: Mesocricetus auratus (golden hamster)
Lineage: Eukaryota; Metazoa; Chordata; Mammalia; Rodentia; Cricetidae
Gene: Tmem174
Product: transmembrane protein 174
Exons: 2
Coding region: 1-720 (239 amino acids)
Source: RefSeq, a predicted model, not a curated record
AUGGAGCACAGCAGUAAUCGCCCGGAGGACUUCCCGCUUAAUGUGUUCUCCGUCACUCCUUACACGCCCAGUACCGCCGACAUCCAGGUGUCCGACGACGACAAGGCGGGGGCCACUUUGCUUUUCUCGGGUAUCUUUCUAGGACUGGUGGGGAUCACGUUCACUGUCAUGGGCUGGAUCAAGUACCAGGGUGUCUCUCACUUUGAAUGGACCCAGCUCCUCGGGCCCAUCCUCCUGUCAGUCGGAGUGACGUUUAUCUUGAUCGCCGUGUGCAAGUUCAAAAUGCUAACCUGCCAGCUGUGCACAGAAAGCGAGGAAAGGGUCCUGGAUUCGGACCAGACUUCGGGAGGACAGUCAUUCGUCUUCACCGGCAUCAACCAGCCCAUCACCUUCCACGGGGCCACUGUGGUGCAGUACAUCCCUCCUCCUUAUGCGUCUCAGGAGCCUCUGGGGAUGAACGCCGCUUACCUGCAGCCCAUGAUGAACCCUUGCGGUCUCGUACCUUCUAGCGGGGCAGCGGCUGCCACACCAAGUCCCCCUCAGUACUACACCAUUUACCCUCAAGACAAUGCUGCAUUUGUGGAGAACGAGGGCUACUCUCCUUUCGUGGCUGUUGGAAACCACAGGCCCAGCUCUGACGCCGACCAGCAGACGGAAGAAGAGGACUGUGUCCAUUUCUCUCCUCCCCCCUAUGAGGAGAUAUAUGCCCUCCCUCACUAG